Molecule: messenger RNA, 2638 nt
Organism: Micropterus salmoides (largemouth bass)
Lineage: Eukaryota; Metazoa; Chordata; Actinopteri; Centrarchiformes; Centrarchidae
Gene: tppp2
Product: tubulin polymerization-promoting protein family member 2
Exons: 4
Coding region: 149-685 (178 amino acids)
Biological process (GO): microtubule polymerization; positive regulation of protein polymerization; microtubule bundle formation
Cellular component (GO): microtubule
Molecular function (GO): heme binding; tubulin binding; electron transfer activity
Source: RefSeq, a predicted model, not a curated record
AUCGUGAGAAAGUCUGGGAGUGGCAGGAAGGAGGAGUGGCAGAGGAGAAAGAAGAAGAAAGAGGAGGACGGAGAGGUCCAGCAGUUGUAGACGAAUCAGGAUUUUGACCUGAAUAUUUUCACAACAUCCUUCCAUUUACGGCAGCAGUAUGGCUGAGGGCUCAGUGAGUAUAGCAGAGGUGGAGACAUCCUUCCAGAAGUUUGCAGUCCAUGGAGACACUAAGGCCACAGGGAAGGAAAUGAACGGCAAGAACUUUGCCAAAAUCUGCAAGGACUGUCACAUCAUCGAUGGCAAGAACGUCACCACUACAGAUGUUGACAUAGUUUUCAGCAAAGUCAAGGCAAAGUCAGCUCGUGUAAUUACAUUUGAGCAGUUCAACCAGGCCCUGAUGGAGUUGGCUCCCAAACGUUUUAAAGGCAAAAGCAAAGAGGAGGCGCUUCAGCAGCUCUAUGGUCUCAUUGCUGGGAAGGAGCCUGCCAACAUCGGAGUUACUAAAGUGGCAAAGGCAGCAGCAGUAGACAGACUGACCGAUGCCACCAAGUACACUGGAGCACACAAGGAGCGGUUCGAUGAGUCAGGAAAAGGAAGAGGAAAGGCCGGGCGCGAGGACAUCCCAGACACUAGUGGCUAUGUGGGAUCUUACAAGGGCAGCGGCACUUAUGAUGAAAAAGUGAAAGAAGCAUAAUGCUGUUGUCAGAUUAUGAAAACUUUGUUUCACCAAAAACCUGAUUUGGGCUGUUAAAAAACAACAUUAUUUCAUUGGCUACUCUAUUUUUGAAGACAAAACAAAUAUACUGUAUAGGUCCUCUAUGGUCAGCCUUUAUAACACUUGUUGGAUCCAUGCAAAACAAUUACAGACAAAAACAUAGUGGAGUUUCAAGGUUUUCACAAGUGACAACCAGGAAAGAAAUUACAGAAACAAUUUCCUGAAUUCAUCCAAAAAUAAUGAAAACACUUAGCUGCAUUAAGUUGAGAACCUUUAUAAUGGGUUGUAGCAUGAACAACUGAUAUUGUUCUCUAUAGUGUUAGUGACUUUACAGGAACAAAAUAAUUAAACUUUAACCACUUUCAACCAAGCAGGCAUCAUAGAAACUAACUCUGCAUGUAGUUUAAAACUGUGCCUUACUACUGAUGUGGCUGAUAGCGUGAAUGCUCUGAAAUACAAUAAUGUGCUGCUAUUCUCAGUUACCUUGAUGCAAUUUAUGGUAAAUGUGCAGGUUUCAUGAAAUAACAAUGUCGUUCUUUCACUUGCUAAACUUAUCUCUUCAUAUUUCAGAGCCCUUUGCCCCAUGACCAAUCAGUGCCCGUUAUUAUUCUUUCCAUAGAAUCUGUUCAUAUCAUGAAAUAAACUGUACAUUUACAAGUUGGACUAUGUAGAAAACAUGAUUUAUCUCUCUCAUUUCAGUGACAUAGGUGGGAUGCUGCAAUAUAACUUCAUAACAUAACAAAAUUAAGAUGUUUUUGUUAUGGCUGGCUGGCUCUAGUGGCCUUACAAUGGUAGCAGGAGGAAGUUGAGUGACAUAUUAUAAAUAGACAAAGUCCAUGAAAGGAGGUGGAUGGAUGGGUCAAACUGAGGACUUUCACACAGGAGAACGGUAUUUGAGUCCCAUGUGAAACAAAGUAAUUGUUGAGUUAUUGUUAGGUUAAAUAGCGUUACUGACUUCCAUCACUUGAGUUACAUGCAAGUACUUAAUUUACUUUAACCCAAAACACAAUGUUUUCCUUAACAUAAGCAAGUAGUUUUGUUGUCAAAAUCUAACAAAACUGUGGCUGUUUUACGUCAACCACGUGUUUAAUGUCAUGUGACUUAUCCAUACCUUGGGAUUUGAGAGGUUACUGUUUUUUUAUUUGACAGGGACAAUGCACAAAAUAUGUAUUGUACCAAACAUAGCUAAAAGCUAAUUCUCAUGUGCAGUCCCUGGGCAGGUGCCAGUAGUGUGCAGGAUAUUACUAUUAAAGAUUAAUAAUAAAUACAAAUCUUAGAUUUCAUAAAAAGCCGACCAAAUCAGACCACACAUAACACACUCAAAUAUCAAUCCUCCCAAAACAAAACAAUAAUACAUUUCCAUAUAAAACACAACAACAUCAACAAUCGCAAUCUAAAAAUACACAAUCCAUCAGUACAAAACAUUAACCUGGCACACAAGACCAAUACUGUCCACAUUCAGUGUCUCACAGCUCAAUGAGUACAUAUUUGAUUGUCCCUGAACUAAAUUUUCAUACUUUCAUACUUUACCUAUAUUACAGUAAUAAUGAGAAUUAAGUUUUUCUCUAAAUGCUUGCUUAUACGGACUCUGGAGUGGUUGCAUUAAUGUACUACCUGUUUGAGACCAGGUUGACUACAGUAUGAAAAAUGUGACAAUAUCAUUGCAUGCAUACAGUUUUGCUGACCACUAUCAAUAAUCACAUACAUAUUUAAUGUGCUGAACAUGCUGUACCCUUUGUCCUUUGAUAUUAAUUUCAUGAGGAGGGCAAUUGCUUUCCCUAAAGCAAAAAACAUACCGACCAUCUUGGAUAAAUUUAGUGUCAAGCAUGAACAUGUCAUCCAAUCUGCAAUUUUCUCCAUAGCCUCUGUGGGUAGAGAUGCAGCUUGCUGUUUUGAUGUAGCAUGAACAUAAAUGACCAUAUAACUUUUGUA